AUGCCCAAUGACGUCGGUGCUUCUAUUCUUGACUCGCACGAGCCACAGUCCCUGACGUCGUGGCGGCUCCCUUCAAAGUUGUCGGGACAAGCAAAGAAGAUCUCGACGAAUAGCCCAGUAGUCUGGGCCUCCGUCCCCUCUCCCCCCAAAGGAGGACACCGGACUGACCCCGCCGUCCUUGGACUGUUUCUAGGGUCACUCACGACGCCCCCAAGGCGGGGAGAAAAAAGUCGCUUUGGGCGCUCCAAAGCAGUCGCCGACGUGGGAGACGGUCGGUCCGCCGGCAAACCCCAAGUCAAGAAGGCCACCUUUGAAAGUACCAAGAAGAAGGAGAUCGGUGUCUCGGAUCUCACCCUGCUCAGCAAGAUCUCCAAUGAAGCCAUCAACGAUAACUUGAAACUCCGGUUCGAGCAUGACGAGAUUUAUACCUAUAUUGGACAUGUGUUGGUUUCGGUCAACCCGUUCCGAGACUUGGGCAUCUAUACCGAUAGCGUCCUUGAGUCUUAUCGAGGCAAGAACCGCCUCGAAGUCCCUCCUCAUGUAUUCGCUGUCGCCGAAUCAGCAUACUACAACAUGAAGUCCUACAAAGACAACCAAUGCGUGAUCAUUUCGGGAGAGUCCGGUGCCGGAAAGACCGAGGCCGCGAAGCGGAUCAUGCAAUACAUCGCCAGUGUUUCGGGCGGCAGCGACUCCUCAAUUCAGCAGACGAAGAAUAUGGUGCUGGCCACGAAUCCUCUGCUCGAAUCGUUCGGUAAUGCGAAAACACUGCGCAACAACAAUUCGUCGCGAUUUGGCAAAUACCUCGAGCUCGAGUUCAACGCCAACGGCGAGCCCGUGGGCGCAAACAUCACUAACUACCUGCUGGAGAAGUCUCGAGUGGUGGGACAGAUCACGAACGAGCGAAACUUCCAUAUUUUUUACCAGCUUACAAAGGGCGCCCCGCAAAAGUAUCGCGACAACUUUGGCGUGCAACAACCUCAGUCCUACCUGUACACAAGUCGUUCGAAGUGUUACGAUGUGCCGGGAGUGGAUGACGUUGCCGAGUUUCAGGAUACGGUGGACGCCAUGAAGGUCAUUGGCAUGAGUGAGGCGGAGCAGGAUAAUGUGUUCCGUAUGCUAGCUGCUAUUCUGUGGAUUGGCAACAUUCAGUUCACGGAGGAUGACUCGAGCAAUGCUUCCAUCACAGACCAAUCAGUGGUUGACUUUGUGGCCUACCUGAUGGAAGUGGAUGCGGCCCAGGUUAACAAAGCUUUGACCAUUCGUCUGAUGGAGACUGCUCGAGGAGGCCGCAGGGGUUCCGUCUACGAAGUGCCACUGAACACCGUGCAGGCUGUGGCAGUUCGGGAUGCUCUGGCCAAGGCCAUCUACUUUAACCUUUUCGAUUGGAUCGUGGAGCGUGUUAACCAGUCUCUGACUGCUAGAGGGUCUGUGACCAACUCUAUUGGAAUUCUGGAUAUUUACGGAUUUGAAAUUUUUGAGAAGAACUCGUUCGAGCAGCUGUGCAUCAAUUAUGUGAAUGAGAAGUUGCAGCAGAUUUUCAUUCAGUUGACCCUAAAGGCUGAGCAAGAUGAGUAUGCUCGAGAGCAGAUCAAAUGGACACCGAUCAAGUACUUUGACAACAAGGUUGUGUGUUCUCUGAUCGAGGACAAGCGACCCCCUGGUGUCUUUGCAGCCCUCAAUGACGCUUGCGCGACUGCCCACGCCGACUCGGGCGCUGCCGACAACACCUUUGUGGGCCGGCUUAACUUCCUCGCCCAAAAUCCCAACUUUGAGGGCCGUCAGGGCCAGUUCAUUAUCAAGCAUUAUGCUGGUGAUGUGAGCUACGCGGUCGAGGGAAUGACGGAUAAGAACAAGGACCAGCUGCUGAAGGACCUGCUGAACCUGGCUGGAUCCAGUAGCAACCAGUUUGUUCACACUCUGUUUCCCAAUCAGGUCAACCAGGACGACAAGCGCCGCCCGCCCACUGCGGGUGACAAGAUCAAGGCCUCCGCCAAUGACCUAGUCGCUACUCUGAUGAAGGCGCAACCCUCUUAUAUUCGUACCAUCAAGCCCAACGACAACAAAGCUCCCAAGGAGUACAAUGUCGGCAACGUAUUGCACCAGAUUAAGUACUUGGGUCUUCAAGAAAAUGUGCGCAUUCGCCGCGCUGGCUUUGCCUAUCGUCAAACAUUCGACAAGUUCGUUGAGCGAUUUUAUCUCUUGUCCCCUAAGACAUCCUACGCUGGCGACUAUACUUGGACUGGUGAUUCGGAAUCGGGCGCCAAGCAGAUCUUAAAGGAUACCAGCAUUCCUACGGAGGAGUACCAGAUGGGUAUCUCAAAGGUUUUCGUCAAAACCCCGGAGACUUUGUUUGCCUUGGAGGCCAUGCGAGACCGGUACUGGCAUAACAUGGCCAUCCGAAUCCAGCGUGCUUGGCGCAACUACCUGCGGUAUCGUAUUGAGUGUGCGAUCCGCAUCCAACGAUUCUGGCGUCGCAUGACUGGCGGACUGGAGUUCAUCAAGCUGCGUGAUCAGGGACACCAGGUCCUUCAGGGUCGGAAGGAACGUCGGAGAAUGAGUCUUCUUGGCUCGCGUCGUUUCUUGGGUGACUACCUGGGAGUGGCCAACAAGGGCGGGCCUGGUGAGAUGAUUCGUAAUGGCGCCAACAUCAACAGCUCCGAGGACCUACUCUUCUCGUGCCGUGGCGAGGUCUUGAUUUCCAAGUUUGGUCGUUCCAGUAAACCAGCCCCACGUAUUCUUGUCUUGACCAACCGUCACGUGUACAUUGUCUCCCAGAGCAUCGUUAAUAACCAGCUCGUCAUUUCAUCUGAACGUACUAUCCCAAUCGGUGCUAUCAAGGCCGUCAGUGCGUCGAAUUUGAAGGAUGACUGGUUCUCGCUCGUCAUUGGUGCUCAGGAACCAGACCCAUUGCUCAGUUGUGUCUUCAAGACCGAGUUUUUCACUCACUUGACCAAUGCUCUACGGGGCUCAUUGAAUCUGAAGAUCGGAGAAAGCAUCGAGUAUAAUAAGAAGCCUGGCAAGUUGGCCACUGUCAAAGCAGUUAAGGAUCCGGCCGCCGGUGCUUUCGACAGCUAUAAGAGCAGUACAAUCCAUACCAGCGCUGGAGAACCGGCUAGUUCUGUGUCGAAGCCAACUCCCAGGCCCAAACAGGUUGCUGCGCGACCAGUCACAAAGGGCAAACUCCUUCGACCUGGUGGUCCUGGCGGUGGCCCAUCAAAAUUGUCUGCCACUGCCCGGAAACCUCCCCCUGCCGCUCAACCUCUACCCCGGUCUGACCCUCAGCCUGCUGCUCAAUCUCGCAUUGUGCCCCAGCCUGUCGCUGCCGCAGUGGCUGCUUCGCAUACCCGCACCGAGUCCGCAAGCUCCGUGAGAGCGCCUCCGCCACCACCGCCCACCGCUCCUCCUGCGUCCAAGAAGCCCACAGCCAAGGUCUUGUAUGAUUUCAGCAGUGACCGCCCGAACGAGCUAUCAAUCCGCACAGGCGAGAUUGUGCAGAUUGUGUCAAAGGAAGGAAAUGGUAUGUGGAUGGUGGCUUUGCAUGAACACCGCAACGUCCACUCAAGGUUGGACCCCCGAAGCCUAUCUCGAAGAAGUCGUCGUUGCCGCUCCCAAACCCACCCCCCUCCACCUCCACCCGUUGCACCUCGCGCCACUCCCAGCCCCGUGCCAAAUGGUGCCGGCGUUGUUGCCGCUGCAAAAACCAAACCGGCACCGCCCGCACCCCCUGCCAAGCGGCCCAAUAUGGCCGGACGGAAGCCUGCUCCUCCACCUGCACCCCGCGACAGCGCAGUGAGCAUGAACUCGGGUGACUCGUCGGGUGCUAGUGGCCGUGGAACCCCCAACAGCACCUCCAACGCGAGCCUAGCAGGGGGUCUGGCUGAGGCACUCCGGGCACGACAGAAUGCCAUGCAGGGCAAGCAUGAUGACGACGAUGAGUGGUAA
This is a messenger RNA of Penicillium macrosclerotiorum, 3942 nucleotides long. Its product is annotated as class I myosin myoA. Gene Ontology annotation, biological process: vesicle transport along actin filament; endocytosis; actin filament organization. Gene Ontology annotation, molecular function: microfilament motor activity; actin filament binding; ATP binding. The record is from RefSeq and is a predicted model, not a curated record. Gene Ontology annotation, cellular component: actin cortical patch; microvillus; actin cytoskeleton. NCBI's taxonomy places the organism in Eukaryota, Fungi, Ascomycota, Eurotiomycetes, Eurotiales, Aspergillaceae. The transcript has 8 exons. Bases 1 to 3942 code for a protein of 1313 amino acids.